AACACCUGACACAUUUUUGUUCAAGUGAAGAAGGGUUCAAAUCAUUUGCAAGAAACUUACAAUUUAUCAUGAACAAGAUCUUAAAAUCAAGAAAUGAAAACAUCCAUCAACACUAUCAAACUAUCAUCUAUCAUUCCAUCAACACUUAAAAAACAAACACAAGAAAACUUAUCUAUAUCAAACUCAAACUCUACAAGUGGUGAUACUACUACUACCAACGAAAACGACUUAGAAUCAGAUUAUCAUCGAGUCAUGGAAGAAUCAAAUUAUCCUUCAGAUGAAAUAGAAAUCAUCAAAAUUGAUUCCAAUCAAGGAAAGCACGAUGAGAUUUUAUUUUCAAUUUCUUUCUUUCUUUUCGGUUUAUUGAAUAACGUUUUAUAUGUAAUCAUUAUCUCGGCUGCUUUGGAUUUGGUUCCAUCUGAUGUACCUCCUGGUAUCAUUCUCUUGGCAGAUAUUACACCUUCUUUAAUUGUUAAAAUCGGUUGGCCUUACCUGGUCAGAGGUGAUAUUCGUUACGAAAAAAGGAUAAUCAGCUGCAGUGUGAUCAGUUUCGUGGGAAUGAUGGUGAUUGUGAUCUUUCCGAGUGUAACGAUGAGAUUAAUUGGAAUCAGUCUAGCAAGUUUCUCUUCAGGAUUAGGCGAAAUGACAUUCUUACAAUUAAGUACUACAUUUAUCAACAAAACUGGAGUAAGUUGGUUUGCUUCGGGUACUGGUGCUGCAGGAGUGGUUGGAGCUGGUUGGUGGUGGACUCUAAGGAAUAUGGGGAUCAAAGUUGGAUUAGGAUUGAGUUCAGUCUUACCAAUCUGUCUCUCAUUAGUAUAUUUCUUUGUAUUACCGUUUUCCUUGAAAGAAUUACUAGACGAAGCUUCCCAAAUCACCACCAAUGGAUAUACCGCUCUUAACCAUGACGAAGAUGAAGUAGCUGUCUCGAAUACCUCAAAAACAUCAACAUUGACUUUCAGAGACAAACUUCGGCUAGCUCGACCAUUAUUCUUGCCAUUCAUGUUACCAUUGUUUACCGUUUACUUUGCUGAAUAUACUAUUAACACGGGCAUUGCUCCCACACUGUUAUAUCCUGUUCCAACACCCGAUCAUCAUGGAGUCUUUUCACAUAUCAUAAAGAGCUUAAAGGACUAUUAUCCUUUUUAUCAAUUGACCUAUCAAAUCUUCGUAUUCUUUUCACGAUCCUCAAUAGCUAUUCUUAGAUUACCCCCUAUGCCAAAAUCACUGAUCUCAUUACCUAGUCUGAUUCAAGUCUUGAUCUUUUCGAUUAUCUUACUUGAAUCAUCUCAUCAAAUUUUAUCAAAUGCAUUUACUUCUGAAUUCAUCUAUACUAUCAUCUUUGCUUUGAUUUCACUUGAAGGGAUUUGUGGUGGACUAGCGUAUGUGAGUGCGUUUUAUUGGUUAAGUCUAGAAGACGAUCAUAAAGAGUUCAAGAUUGGAUGUGUUGGGUUUUCCGAUACGAUUGGGAUCCUUUGUGCAUCUCUCUUUAGCUCCUGGCUUGAACCUAGAUUAUGUGGGAUUCAAGUUUCACGAGGACGUACUUUAUGUCGUGAGGUGAAGAAGCUUUAAACCCAAUCCCAUUUCUUCUUGAUAGCAUACAUUGUGUUUUUUUAGCAUUUCCCUCACUCUUUCUUAAGCUGUUUUGCAAAUGUUUUUUUUUCUUUGGUUAGAGUUUAUCUGUUUGAAUGAGUUGCUUGAAUGUACUUGGGAUUUCAUUUGUUGUUUUAUUGGAUUUGAUAAAUAAUCAAUCUUACUAAAGUCUUUGUGG
Messenger RNA from Melampsora larici-populina 98AG31, 1771 nucleotides. RefSeq lists its product as uncharacterized. Lineage: Eukaryota; Fungi; Basidiomycota; Pucciniomycetes; Pucciniales; Melampsoraceae. The record is from RefSeq and is a predicted model, not a curated record. The coding region runs from base 94 to 1572 and encodes 492 amino acids. Gene Ontology annotation, cellular component: membrane; vacuole. The transcript has 8 exons. Gene Ontology annotation, biological process: regulation of intracellular pH.